CAACAACAACAACAACCCUGUGAGGUGUCUAAUGGGAUGAGGCAUAACAACAUUUUGGAACUGAAGAGCUUCCCUUGCUCCAUUAAGCCACAAAGCAAUCCUUCAUCAAGCCUGUUUUUGGGUGAAAUGUGUUCCAGACUACACCAGCCGUCUUUUCAGUGAAUCUGCUCCAGCAUAAAUCAGAAAUGGUCAGCAGCUAGCCUCUUCCCAUAUCAGACAAUGGCAAAAGAAAAGAAGAAAAAAAGAACCAGAGCUACAGACCAUUUUCCUGGAAGAUUUGAAGAUUUGUACAAACUCACUGCAGAGUUGCUUGGUGAGGGGUCCUAUGCCAAGGUACAGGGAGCGAUUAGCUUGCAAAACGGGAAGCCAUGUGCAGUUAAAAUAAUUGAAAAAUAUGCUGGGCAUACAUGGAGUCGGGUGUUCUGAGAAGUGGAAACAUUGUGUCAGUGUCAGGGUAACAAGCUCUAUCCUGGCCCACAUACAGAAGCAAAAGCACUUUAAUGAGAGAGAAGCCAGCAGGGUGGUGAGAGACGUUGCCUGUGCCCUGGAUUUCCAGCACACAAAAAGAAUUGCUCGUCGAGACCUAAAACCUGUAAACAUAUUUUGUGAAUCUCUCAAUAAGGUGUCACCAGUGAGAAUUUGUGAUUUUGAUCUUGUAAGUGGGGUCAAGGUCAACAGUGCAUGUACUCUGAUCACUAUGCCUGAGUUGACUACUCCAUGUGGUUCUGUGGAGUACAUGGUCCCUGAGGUGGUAGCAAUCUUCACAGAGGAAGCCACAUUCUCUGACAAGUGCUGUGACCUGUGGAGCUUGGUUGUGAUUUUGUACAUCAUGUUAACUGGCUUCCCAACUUUUGUUGGGAACUGUGACACAGAUUGCAGCUGGGACAGGGGAGAAGUCUGCAAAAUUUGUCAGAACAAGCUCUUUGAGAGGAUCCAGGAAGGCAAGUAUGAGUUUCCUGAUAUGGACUGGUCUCAUAUCUCCAGUGAUGAGAAAGAUCUCAUCUCAAAGUUGCUAGUCUGUGAUGCCAAAAAGAGGCUUAAUGCUGCUCAGGUUCUACAGCAUCCAUGGGUACAAGGUCAUGCUUCUGAAAGAGGACUGCCCACACUGCAGAUUCUUCAAAGGAACAGCAGUACAAAAGAGCUCACUCUUUUUGCAGCUGAGGCUAUUGCUCUAAACUGCCACUUCUCCAAGCACGGGAAUCUUCAACACCUGAACCAGGUUGGGCCAUAUCCAUCCUCCAUAGACUCACAAACUACCCAUGUGUCUUUCCAAAUCAUAAAAUCAUAG
Messenger RNA from Elgaria multicarinata webbii, 1288 nucleotides. RefSeq names its product MAP kinase-interacting serine/threonine-protein kinase 1-like. The record is from RefSeq and is a predicted model, not a curated record. Gene Ontology annotation, molecular function: calcium/calmodulin-dependent protein kinase activity; calcium-dependent protein serine/threonine kinase activity; ATP binding. The coding region runs from base 395 to 1288 and encodes 297 amino acids. The transcript is spliced from 4 exons. Gene Ontology annotation, biological process: intracellular signal transduction; protein autophosphorylation; peptidyl-serine phosphorylation. NCBI's taxonomy places the organism in Eukaryota, Metazoa, Chordata, Lepidosauria, Squamata, Anguidae. Gene Ontology annotation, cellular component: cytoplasm; nucleus.